AUGCAAGUCCGACAAGUUCAGAGCACACCUUUGAUUGAUUCCUUUUCGUCCGUUAGGAUCCUGGGUUCCAGCAAUGGCUUGCUCUGUCUUGCAGGCCAGCAGUCUGAUUUAUCUCCUUCUGCCCUCUUAUUAUGGAAUCCUGCCAUUAGAGAGGUCAGGCAGUUGCCUAGCACCAAAACUACUAUUACUGUUAAGGAUAGUAUCACGGUAGGAUUUGGGUUCAGUCCAAUUCUUAAUGAUUAUAAGAUAGUGCGAACGUAUGCUGAGUCUGGUUAUGCAAUUUCUGGGGUGGAAGUGUAUUCAUUGAGCACAAAUUCAUGGAGAAAAAUAGAAUUUGGGAACUUAGAGGCUGUGCGUCUUCUUCCUUAUGUUGUUUCUGUUAAUGGAAGUAUCUUUUGGCAUGCGUUAGACUUAAAAAAAGAGGUGGGUGAAGAUAGUUUUGAAAUUAUAGUUUCAUUUGACAUAGCAAGAGAAGUGUUUAAAUUGAUACCAUGGCCUGCUUUAUGUUGUCGUACUUGUUUUGGGAUUAGUCGGCUUACUGUGUGGAUUCGUGUGGGAAGAGAUGGAAUUGGAGUAAGGAAAUAUGCUAGUAGCCCUCGUCCAUACAUGUUAUAUCCUGAGUCCAUUUGGAGGAAUGAAAUUGUAGGCGUUGGUUCUGGAAUUUAUAGGCCUUCACUUGCUUGUAUCGGAGAUAUUUUUGACACUGAUCUUGCAAUGCUGAGUGGAACCAAAACUUGGUCUGCAUCUAUUUAA
This is a messenger RNA of Prosopis cineraria, 753 nucleotides long. Its product is annotated as F-box/kelch-repeat protein At3g06240-like. The record is from RefSeq and is a predicted model, not a curated record. Lineage: Eukaryota; Viridiplantae; Streptophyta; Magnoliopsida; Fabales; Fabaceae. The transcript is spliced from 2 exons. The coding region runs from base 1 to 753 and encodes 250 amino acids.